AUGGCGGGCGUGGUCUUCAACAGCUAUGGGAAGCUGCAGUGCCCCGAGCCCAUCAUCGCGGCCCGCGCCGCGCUCGCGCGCACCGCGCCCGUGCGGCAGCUGCGCCCGCAGGCGCUGCCUCUAAAGCUCCUCGCGGUCGCGGCGACUGCCGCCGCCGUCAACGUGCCGUGCGGCGCGUGGCGCGAGCACUUUGAGAAGUUCAGCUUCGGGUGGUUUGUGGCAGUGCACGCGACCAUCCCCUUUGUGGCGAUGCUGCGCAAGGCGGUGGUCAUGCCCAAGCUCGCGAUCGCAGUCACCAUUGCGGCCGCCAUUGCGGGCCAGGUCAUCGGGUCGCGCCUGGAGCGCGCGCGGCUGGCAGCGGAGCGCGAGCGCCGCGAGGCGCGCGCCGCGUCCGCGCCUGCGGCGCCCGCGGCGGCUGCCAAGGGCCCGAGGAAGAAGGCCGCAGCUGCGCGUGCCACUGGCCGCACCCGUUCCCCCGCGCCGGCCGCGGCGGCGGCAGCAGCGGCGAGCGGGGCCUGCGGGGGCGAGGGUCCCCUGGGCGACGACGGCCUGUUUCCUCAGCUGUCAUGCGCACUGGCCAGCAUGACGCAGCGCCCACGCAAGGGCCUGCAGCCUGGCGUCGGGAGGCUGUGCGCGCUCCCAGUCUCGCCCCUGCACGUUUGA
Molecule: messenger RNA, 663 nt
Organism: Monoraphidium neglectum
Lineage: Eukaryota; Viridiplantae; Chlorophyta; Chlorophyceae; Sphaeropleales; Selenastraceae
Exons: 1
Coding region: 1-663 (220 amino acids)
Source: RefSeq, a predicted model, not a curated record